This is a messenger RNA of Sinocyclocheilus grahami, 432 nucleotides long. Its product is annotated as POU domain, class 4, transcription factor 1-like. The record is from RefSeq and is a predicted model, not a curated record. Lineage: Eukaryota; Metazoa; Chordata; Actinopteri; Cypriniformes; Cyprinidae. The transcript has 2 exons. The annotation marks the transcript as partial.
ACAUGAUGUCCAUGAACAGCAAACAGCACCAUUUCGCCAUGCAUCCCAGCUUACCUGAGCACAAGUACACAGCUCUGCACUCGAGCUCGGAGGCGAUCAGGAGAGCCUGCCUGCAGACUCCACAGCUACAAAGCAACAUCUUCGCCAGUCUGGAUGAGACGCUCCUGGCCCGCGCCGAAGCUCUGGCGGCCGUGGACAUCGCGGUGUCCCAGGGUAAGAGUCACCCGUACAAGCCCGACGCCACGUACCACACGAUGAACACCGUGCCAUGCUCGUCUGGCUCCACCGUGCCACUCGCCCACCACCACCACCACCAUCACCACCACCACCACCAGAACCUGGAGCCGCCCGACCUCAUGGAGCACAUCAGCUCGCCGUCGCUCGCGCUGAUGCCCAGCGCGCACGAGGGGGCCGGCGGAGGCGGCGGCGGCG